UCUCUGGGUUUUCCGAGUAUAAAGUUUGUGUUUUGUUAAUAAAAAUGAAGCAACAAUUCUACUAGCUUUCAUCUACAUUUCGCCCCCAGAAAUUAUAGUAAAGCAAAGCAGAAACAAUGAGAGGAACAUUGAUGUUGACUUGGAUUCUGAUCAUCUGCCUCUCCCAAGUAGCAGCGCAGAGCCAAAGGCAAUACUACUCGGAGACCCGACCACAUAUUCCCAGGCCAAUUAAGGUCACCAAUCUUCACUUCUUUAUGCACGAAAAUUUGGGCGGUACAAACGCAUCAGCAGUCAUCGUAGCCCAAUCUAACAUCACAAGCAACGACAAUAAUUCAUCGGUGCCAUUUGGUACCCUAUUUGCCGUUGAUGAUCCCCUCAGGAUAGGUCCUGAGCCAGACUCCGAGGUGAUUGGAAAUGCUCAGGGACUUUCACUUCUGGCCGGAACAAAUCCAAGAACCUCGACGACAUACUUCGAUUUUGGAUUUAUUACCGGUAAGUAUAACGGCAGCUCUAUAAGCAUGUUUUCAAGGACAGAUCUUGAGCUUGCGGUGGUUGGAGGAAGAGGACGAUUCAGGAUGGCAACAGGGUUUGCACUACUUAAUCCUUACCUCAUAAAUGCCACCACUGUCAUUAUUGAAUUUGAUGUGACUCUAUUUCAUCACUAAGAUGUUAUUUACAGACUCAAUUCUCUUGGGUUGUGAAAGAGUCAUUCGCUUCUGCUCACCUUAUUGAUUAGAAAAAGACUUAAUACUUGAUCAUUGUACUUUAUUAUCAUAUUUGAAAUAAAGAUUAAAUCCUUGGAUAAAAAAA
Gossypium raimondii (Peruvian cotton) is the source of this 810-nucleotide messenger RNA. RefSeq names its product dirigent protein 4. The transcript has a single exon. The coding region runs from base 117 to 665 and encodes 182 amino acids. The record is from RefSeq and is a predicted model, not a curated record. NCBI's taxonomy places the organism in Eukaryota, Viridiplantae, Streptophyta, Magnoliopsida, Malvales, Malvaceae.